CUCCGAUUCGUGUUUGCUCUUUCCCAAAUCGGAACUUCUCUACGACGCUACACUUUUCCACUCUCCAAACUCACACACUGUGCAGCCUCACGCUCGGAAAUCUUGCAAGUGAGUGUGACAGCCAUGUUGCUGGAGGAGGACGAGAAGCCCGGUUUUAAGCAGUGGCUGCUGCCAAAGCUCGAAGUAAUCUCCGAUGCUUCACCCGAAGUUCUCGCCGAUUAUGCCAUUGCUCUCGUCACCUCGGGUGGUUCUGUUGAGGUUGUGAAGCGGAAUGCGGUAGAGGCUCUUUCGGAGUUUCUUCAUGAUUAUGCUGGGCCAUUUGUGGAUGAAGCGGUCGCGGGGAUUCAGCGUAAGAGUUGGGCUGUCAAAGCGGAACUCGGCAAAAAGUCAUCUGUGAGGACUGGCUCGAGGACUACUGGGACGAAAGCCAUUGCUUCACCGUUGGUUGGACGGAGAGGCCAGGCUAGAAAAGCUGGUGUUAAGUUGGAGGAUCAACCGACCUCCACUCCCCAAGACCCACCGACUGGCCCUGCAGCUCUAAGAACGCAGCCGACUACCUUGAAGCCAUAUGACCACAAGUACAACAACCAGGGAGAGAAACCACGGAAAAGGAAACUUGACGCUGAGAUUCCCAAUAACCACGUCCAAGCUCGUCAAAGCCCAAUUGCGAAUCAACAUGCUCGACCUGCUAAAAGGCAGUCUGUACAGCAAGUGGGAAACCUACCCCGUGACCACAUACAUACUGGAGGAAAUGGAAGAACCGCUCAAUUUCACAAUCCAAACCGAUUUCCUACAGCAACCACGGGUUUUGCUCCUACUCUAUCAACAUCGUUCGCUUCACCUCAGAUCGAUUUUUCAAAUCCAGCCGCAUUUGCUACCCACAUGGUCAACAUGCUGAAUAUGAGGUUGUCUGCAAUGAAUACAACGACUGCUGGACCAGGGGGCGUGCCACACUCUUCAAUUAACAGUAUGAGAUGCAGGAGCUUGGAUCUGCAAGGAUUUUGCAUCUUGGGAAUUGCCUGUCCGUUCGAUCACACCGGCAUGCCAGCAACUGGCGGAGUACCAGGGUAUGACCCAAACAAUCCAUCGCUUGCUGUUCAAGCAAAGGCUGCCACUAGUAACACUCACUCGGCAUCAUCACGAUAUGGAGAACCCAAGAUUUUCCAAGGCGGACGGCAUGCUAUCGCUGGACGUCCACUCAACACCAAGCUAGUAGUAGAGCACAUCCCCGAGAAUUGCUUCACCGUGAAUCAUGUGCGGCAGUUUUUCGCACAAUUCGGCAAUAUCAUCGACGUGCAACUACAAAAUCCGAACCGACUAGCUACAAUCGAGUUUGAGAACCAUGAUAUGGCUCAGCGAGCCUACGAUAGCCCCCGAGUAAUUUUCAAUAACAGGUUUGUGAGGCUCUAUUGGCAUAAAACUCGACAGGCAGAUGACAAUGGGUCGACUGCGGCGCGUUAUGGGGAAGCCUUCGAAAGACAACAGGACAAAGCUCAGAAAGCCUUUCAAGAGAGGCAGAAGAGGCUAAAAGAGAAAGACGCCAAAACCGAGGAGAUCGAGCGAAAGCUUCAAGCCAAGGAAGAAGAGAUCAAACGACUUCGACGAAACAUCGCAGAGAAGACGAGUGACAAACACGAGAAAGAAAGGCUAAUGUCAGAGAGUGCCAUCUUGACAGAUCUGUCUCUGCUGCAGGCCGAAGCUGAGGGACUGUUUGCUGCUCGUCGCGAUUCAAAUGCGUCAUCCGCAGGUGCCGGUGGCUUUGUGCGCAGGUUUGAUCGUGGACGUGGCAGAGGGGGCAAGCUUCGAUGCGCUGUGAAAAGGGUGGACAAUCGACCAAGGCGUCUCGCCAUUGCUGGAAUCGAACCUGGUUCAGAGAGGGAUUAUGCCAUCAAGUCGUACCUGGCCAAUACGGAAGGCUGCGAGGAUGUUGAUGCGCAUUUGGAGCAGGGCAACACAUUGGUCGCGAGCUUUUCGGAGCGAUACCUGGCAGAAAAGUUCCUCGACGAAUCUGCAUUCAUCCCAGGAGUGGGCAGGCUACGGCUUCGGUGGGUAAUGAAUGGAGAAUCGGUGGUAGCGGCGGGACCGAAUGAGCCGGCAACGGCUGAGCAGGAUACGGCUGCAAUGCAGACGGAAGCGGAUGGUGAGGAUUUUAGCGCGAAGAAGGAGGGCAACGAGAUGACUAUCAAGGUGGAGGACGACGAUUUGGAUGUUGCCGAGGAUGCAGACCAGUGGGCUUGA
Molecule: messenger RNA, 2238 nt
Organism: Periconia digitata
Lineage: Eukaryota; Fungi; Ascomycota; Dothideomycetes; Pleosporales; Periconiaceae
Source: the annotation of a GenBank genome assembly